This is a messenger RNA of Gavialis gangeticus (Gharial), 1361 nucleotides long. RefSeq lists its product as uncharacterized. The coding region runs from base 35 to 553 and encodes 172 amino acids. Lineage: Eukaryota; Metazoa; Chordata; Crocodylia; Gavialidae. The transcript has 2 exons. The record is from RefSeq and is a predicted model, not a curated record.
CUUAUUUUCUUUUUUGUGAAGUUUCAGUGACACAAUGGACCCUGGGAACAGAAGAGGAAUACACUGCAACAUGAGACUUACCUGCUUUGUGUUCAUCAUGGGAGUAUUUUGUGUAACACCUUUCUUCUGCCAUAGCCAAAUUGAUCCAUUAGCACUUGGACGAGCUGAUCCCCAGUGCUGGGAGUCCUCCUCAGCUAUCUUGCUGGAAAUGAGGAAGCCACGGAUUUCUGACUCUGUCACUGGUUUUUGGGACUUUAUGAUCUUCCUGAAGUCAUCAGAAAAUUUAAAGCAUGGAGCUCUGUUCUGGGACCUGGCACAGCUCUUCUGGGAUAUCUAUGUAGACUGUGUUCUCUCCAGAACGCAUGGCCUAGGGAGAAGACAACUGGCAGAAGCUGAACAGAGAGUCACCACUCUGCAUUCUCACAUCACAGGCAGAAAGCAAGGGGCAGCAUCUGGAUGUGGGGGAGAGGCCACCAGCCCAAGCAGGGAUGUGGACUCCAGGUUGCCAUCACAUGGCUCUGGAGCCCUCUGCAUGCACCAGCUGCGCCAGUGACACACACAAGAUUGGACCCUCCUGCUCCAGCGGCUGGUGGAGGUGGCUAAGGAGUGGGAGGUGUAGGCACAGUCCUAGCAGGAGGAGGAUAUUACCUGGGAGGCCACCCAGGAGGAUACAUGGGACCAGGCGGAGUGGGAGUUCUGAACUGAUCUCCUGGCCCUGGAGCAGGAACAGAUCCAGCUGCUCAGGCAGCAAGUGGCCAUCCAGGCCUGGGUAGUGGAGGACACAGAUGAUGACCACUGGACCCUGGACACCCUCCUGGGCCUGGCGUUUGCGUUUGUGCCUCCCACUGCUCAGUCCCUGUCUGUGGCCCUGAAGGGCCCCUGGUACUCACCCACUGCUCCACAGCAGGCCCCUGCCUGGGGCUGGGAGGAAUUCCUCCAGCGACUCUCACCCUCAGGAGCCCUGAGUCUGCUGCCACCUGCCUGGGCCCAGGCUCACUGUUUGUCCUGGCUCCACAUGGGCAUUGAGCUGAAGGUGCUAGGAGUGGCACCCACAAGAAUGGGGUGCUGGCCCUGUUGGCCCUGGACUUGGGCAGCUGGAGUUGGAGCGGCCUGCCCCAGAGAAGCCCUGGCCCCCAUCACCCAGAGACAAGCUCCCUGCCUGCUGUGGUCACUGUGGCCCCCUUGAUUCAUGAGGGACUGGUGAGAGGCUGUAGUGCCACGUGCCUGUCCCCUUGAUGGCCCCACCCCACGGCUUCCCCAAGACUCUGGGACUUGCAAACAGAGACUGAAACUGUUGUACAUAGUUUUGACAUGGGGGAUCAGGUUUUUUAUUGUUGGAGGGUAGUGGAGGGGCUCUGUUA